Jatropha curcas is the source of this 1374-nucleotide messenger RNA. RefSeq names its product auxin-responsive protein SAUR36. Gene Ontology annotation, biological process: response to auxin. The record is from RefSeq and is a predicted model, not a curated record. Lineage: Eukaryota; Viridiplantae; Streptophyta; Magnoliopsida; Malpighiales; Euphorbiaceae.
UUUGACCUGUCUCUACCUAUUUAAGUAAUUCUCCUCCAUAAAAUCAGAAUCGCGUGCCGACCAUAUCAUAACCUUUAGCUAUCUAUCUUUGCUUUUGCCCUUUUCUUUUGACUUUCAAAAAUUAAAAUUAUAAUUGAUGCAAUUUACUGCCCUUUAGAUUCCCAUACUCCUCCUUUAUAAACAACCGUUUCUUGCCACCAGAAGCUCUAUUCCUCGUUUGCAACUUUGCCUCCGCCGCCGCCACCACCACCACAGGCCGCUGCUGCCUGAAUUAUUACCACCAUCUUAUCUAACCUACUUCUCAAACAAGCAAUUCUUGAAACCGAAUAGAGGCCUUUGGAUCAUAACUCCAGCAAACAAGUUUGAAUGAAAGUCUUGUAUAUUAACAGAAAACAACAUGUCAAAUAUACCCACAUCUCUCUCUGAAGUAUGCCUUACUCUCUUCCGUUUAACCAUGUCCAUGGCCGACCCUUGGCCCUUUUCUUGAAACCUGCUAUACUCUAAUAAGUCUUGUUUGCCCAUAUUCAGAAAUACACCCACUUACGCACAAAUUUUUUUGUUUAGAAAAAAAGAAAAGCCUCUUUCUUAUUAUAGUCUGUCUCCCUACCAAUCACGUCAUGAAUAAAAUAAGAGGGUUCAAGAUUGGAAAGCGGUUAGUUCGGAUCUCCAGAUGGAUUUUCCGGCGGACCCGAUGCCGGUCCUGUUACAAUCGGCUAAGCCCGCCGGAGAAAUCAUGCAGGUCGACGCCCCUCGCGAAGCUUAUUAACUGGGGACGCCGCUUGACAACGGGAGCCAAAUUACUGUGCUCUGCAAAACCCGGGUCGGGUUACGUCCCGGUCGGAGAGGAAGCUAUAAUUGAUAAACCGGUGACAGUGCCAAAAGGACACUUAGCAGUAUACGUGGGUCAAAAGGAUGGAGAUUUCCACAGAGUUCUGAUACCUGUGAUCUACAUUAACCAUCCUCUGUUUGGCAAGCUAUUGAGAGAAGCAGAACAGGAGUAUGGGUUCAAUCAACAAGGUGGGAUCACGAUUCCUUGUCGAUACUCGGAGUUUGAAAGGGUCCAAACCCGAAUCGCAGCAGGGUCGGGCGGGCGGAAGCUGGCGUGGAAACGCAGCCACUGUUGAAGUCGUUUAUUAGAUGAUGACGAUAAUAUAUUACGAUAGUGAUGUGUAGAAUUUUUGGUUAGAAUAGGAUAGUUCUGUUGCUUUUUUUUCUUUUUUAUUUCCCCCGCUUUUUGAAAGCCUUCUGCUUUUCUUUACGUUUUAUCUGUAAUGAAUAUUUAGUUGUAAAUUGAUAUACAACUACUUUUUGCUGUUUUAGCUGGUGAUUGAUUAGUAUGAUUGGAAAUGAACAGUAAUACUUCUUGUCGAUUCA